This is a messenger RNA of Brachypodium distachyon (stiff brome), 1288 nucleotides long. RefSeq lists its product as uncharacterized. NCBI's taxonomy places the organism in Eukaryota, Viridiplantae, Streptophyta, Magnoliopsida, Poales, Poaceae. The coding region runs from base 325 to 927 and encodes 200 amino acids. The record is from RefSeq and is a predicted model, not a curated record. The transcript has 2 exons.
UGUUAAUGUACAGAGUUCUGAAACUUGGUGGAGCAGGCGCACUGUCUAGACGUGCAAUUAGCCCUGUUGAGCCAUUGAAGUUACCAAGUGCCGACAAUUUAACACCACCGCACCUGGUCCUUCAGUACUCAUUCUCGUUAACCACGUCGCCGUCACGGCAGCACCACACACUCCCAACCCCGAUCAACUGCCCCCGCCAACCGCUUAUAAACCCUUUCUCUCUUCUUCUUCCUCCUCACUUCACCGCCGCGCCGCGCCCCUCGUCUCGUCCCCUUCCGUCUCCUCCGUCGCUCGCGCUUCCGCCGGAGCAAGCAGGCCUACGUGAUGGACCUUGAUGGCGACCUGAUGCCGUCCUCCCCCUCCGUCGACUCCUCGCCGUCCUCCUCCGAUCUCGACACCGAGUCGACGGGGUCAUUCUUUCGGGACCGGAGCACGACGCUGGGGACGCUGAUGGGCGUGUCGGUGUUCGGCGGUGCGCAGCGGCGGGCAGCGCUGCCGAGGGAGGACAGCGGGAGGCAGACGCGGGCGGCGCCGGAGGAGGAACAGGGGCGGCGCGCGUGCGUGUGGAGACGGAGGAGGCGGCGGCGGCGGGGCGGCGGGAGCUGGUGGCGGCUGUGCCGCGACGACAACGGCGGGCCGCCCACGAGGCUCGGCGAGUUCCUGGACAUGGAGAGGCAGCUCGCCGGCGCCGAUUUCCUGUGCGACGGCGGCGGCCCGCGGGAGCCCGAGGCGGCUUCCGUGGCGGCCACGGCGCUGUUCGAGGACGGGAGAGUGCGCCCACCGCAGCCGCAGCAGCAGACAGCGGCUCCGCAGGAGGAGAGGGGGAGGUGGCGGCUGCAGAGGGCGGCGGAGGGGUCAUCGUCCUCGUCGUCGCUGGCGAGGCUGCCGGUCCUGCUCACCGGCAUCUGCAGCGGCGGAGCGGGGUAGGGACGACGGACGACGCUUACGUGAAAGCGGGGCAGAUUAAGUGCUUUCUUUAAGCAUCUUUCUCCCUUCUUUUUCUUCCGCUGUCACGGAUUCUUUGCCCCGCUUUUGUUGAUUAUUGCUUUGGCCCUACAACUCUUUGAUGCUUCUCUUCUCUCUUUUUAUCUUCUCAUUUUCCUCUACUAGAAUCAAGAGUAGAAAAUAAUCGUGUAUUAUUUAGUCUGCUCUUGUGUUGUUAUAACUCGUUAGUUUUUUUUCCGGGGAUUAUCACUCGUUCGUGUACUUCUGUAAAUAUCAAAAUUAGGCACUAGUCAGACCAUUUUAUCAAGGAACAAAGUAUAAAAGUCCCUUGUAUUAUCUGCAU